Messenger RNA from Calliphora vicina (urban bluebottle blowfly), 1617 nucleotides. Its product is annotated as protein C19orf12 homolog. The record is from RefSeq and is a predicted model, not a curated record. Lineage: Eukaryota; Metazoa; Arthropoda; Insecta; Diptera; Calliphoridae. Bases 78 to 500 code for a protein of 140 amino acids. The transcript is spliced from 2 exons.
AUAAAUUUUGUAAUUUUAUUUAUAAACAUUUAAUUGUGAUUAAUACUAAUUAAAUUAUUUAGUAAAACUUUGCUAAAAUGCCUAUCGAUGGUAGAGAAUUAAUAGAAGCCAUCUCCGUAUUGGCAGAUGAACAAAAUGUACGAGUCACGGUGAAACAAUCGGGCAAAGGUGCUAUUGUGUGUGGAGCUUGCUGUUUUGCUGGUGGUCUAUUGUUGGGACCAGCUGGCUUGGCCAUUGGCGGUGCUGCUGGUGGCGUGGUGGCAUAUAAAAUGACAAAAGGUUCUUUCCGUCCUUUGGGUGACGUCAUCAUAAAUGAUCUUACCGAUACGCAAAAAGAACAACUUGUUCAACAUGUCACCAAGGCUGUGCAAGAUGUUCAUCCCACUGAUUUGGUUAUGCUAUUGCCAUUGAUCAUGAAUAAUUUGUCUAUACAGCAGGCUGUUUUAAAAACUGUAGUCAGUUUUGUUUCAAAUGAACUGCGUUUGCAAGUUAUCGACUGAUAAAGCUGGUAAUUUGAUGUAAUUUUGUUAAUUUGAAAUUUAGUUUUUUUAUUUAAAGUUUUAAUUGCUGUUGAUCUUUUAAAAAUGUGUGAGUUUAAACAAGUUUUAUUUUAUUUCUUCAUGUUUUAAGAAAACUAUUUUGUAGAGUCCGACCGAAACCGUCCAAAUAAUCAUUAAGCGGCCUAAUGCGCAAAAAAGAUCGAAACUUUUCUGAUUAAUUUCCAAAAGAAAAAUAGUUAUUUUAAUUCAAGAGCAUGUUUUAGCUCAUUUUUUGUUCCUUUACAUUUUUGACUCCCACUUAAUAUACAGCCCAAUUAUGAAUAAAAAAUUUCCCGGGAGUUUUUUCCCAUUGAAUAGGAAAAAUGAGAAAAGGGAAAAACUCCCGGGGAGUUUUUAUUCAUAAUUGGGCUGAUUGUUUUUCUUACCUUGAACUGAAAAGUUAUUUUGAGAUCAGUUUUUACAGGUUGCUUAGAUAUUUUACAAUAAAAAUAUGUUUUUGUGUUCUAUUAAUUAUAUUAAAAAUUCCAAAAUCUUUGUUUUUCCUUUAUAAAAGUCUCGGUUUCACUAAUCUUAGGUUUGAUCUAAUACUGGUAUUAGACCAAUUUAUGGCCUAAUCGGAAACUGAAUAUUUGGGCGGACUCUAACAUUUUGUUAAGGCAAUUUUAAAAGAAACGAUGUCCUAAAAACACAAUUUAAGUUUUAAUAAAUUAUUAAUUAAUAAAAUUUUGUAAUAAAAUUGGUACAAACAAUUGUAAAACUUGUGUGAAAUAUUCAGAAUUCUUUAAAAAUAAUAUUGAUUUAAAAGAUUAUUAUUAUAGGUAUGUUUUUAAUUAUAAGUUUAAUUUGUAAAAGCCAUUUUGCCAUGUACUUUAACUGUAAAUUUAAGUAAAUGUUACUAACAAAGUACCAUAAUUCGUGUAACCUUCCAUUUCCCAAAGUCUUAAAUUCUAUUAAAAGUAACAAAAUAAUAAUUACACGGCAAAUUAAUAACAUAGAUCUUAACACCUUCCAAAAUAUUUAACUAAUUAAAAAUAAAACAUAUUUUUUUUAUAUUUUAUUGUUAUAUUUUUUUAUAUUAAAGUAUGUAUAUGAAUAAAAAUAUUUAUACGUUUAGUAA